Molecule: messenger RNA, 1732 nt
Organism: Patella vulgata (common limpet)
Lineage: Eukaryota; Metazoa; Mollusca; Gastropoda; Patellidae
Exons: 2
Coding region: 363-1376 (337 amino acids)
Source: RefSeq, a predicted model, not a curated record
GUAAUAUGAUGUACAAGCUUUCCUUGUACUCUUUAUUAUGUAUUAGUAUUAACAUGUAAAAUGGGAGAUAACCCCUCCUGGCUUAUAGCAGAAUAGAGUUAUCUCCAUUUAGGAAGUUGGUUGAUUAAAGAUGGCUGAACCAUAAAUAGUGUAUUUUAUAUCUCAGUGUUACCAAUCCGUCCACAUCGUCCGUACAAUCAUGAAACAUGGUGUCAGAAUGGAUCAAAACUAAAAAGAAAUCCUCACUCCUCAUUAUAAAAUACGAAUUUCCGACAGAUGGGGCGGAAUUAAGAUACAGGAACAUUUUUUGUCAAACUCACUAAUUUCGGCGCCAUAACUGAUUUACACACACUAGCAAAACAAUGUCCUCUACACCGCAUCCUAACGUAGACUGGAGUUCAAAGAACCUUCCCGAAGCAUGGAAAAAGUUCAAGCAACACGUCCGUUUGAUGUUUAUGGGACCAUUAAAGAAAGCAACACAGGCUGAGCAGUGUGCGUACCUUUUAAUUUGGGCCGGUGAGAAAGGCAGAGAUAUCUAUAACACAUUCACAGUUACAGAACAAGAAGCAGCAAGUUUAAAUUCAGUUCUAGAUAAAUUUGACUCGUAUGUGACCCCAAAGUCAAGUUCGUUAUUCGCCCGAUAUCAAUUUCAGACAAGAAUACAACAUGAAGGGGAAACAAUAGAACAAUUUACAACAGACCUGCAGCUCUUGGUUCAAGACUGUGCCUAUGAUAAGCCCCAAGAAAUGGUCAGAGACAGAAUUGUCUGUGGAAUCCUGCACUCGAAAGUCAGGGAAAAACUUCUCGAUAUUGGAGAUACGUUGGACAUGACAAAGGCUAUAGACGUAUGUCGUUCACAUGAAAUAACACAAUCUCACCUUAAAUCAAUGUCAAGCUCCAAAGCACAGCCACAGCAAUCUCUAGAAACAGUAGACGCUAUUUCAAAGUUCCGACAUAAGCACACUGACAGAUCGCAACACAGUGAUGCUAACCGAAACCGAAGACAAGAUCCUGCCAAUGUAUGUGCCACACGAGAAAACAGACAAACCCAACAGAAACGCUUUUAUGACCGAACAGCUAAGCCGCUUCCAGACCUUCAACAUAACGACAAGGUGUACGUCCAGAAAAGCGACAACAACAAAUCUUGGACACCUGGCAUAAUUUCCAGUGUUUUGCCACACAGAUCUUACCUCGUCAGAACAUCAGAUGACCAAACGUAUCGGAGAAACAGACGACACAUAAAACAGAGAUCCUCUGAAAAUGGUCCAGAACACUCCAUACAACUCAACAACCAAAAACCAGAAGCCAAUAGCAGCAUACCAUCCAGAAAGAAAUCUAGUCGCACUAUAACCAAACCAAAGAAAUUAGACAUUUAACAUGUGCCAAAAACUGUGUUAUAAAAUGUGAUCACUAAAAUGUGAUAACAAAAUAACAAGUAGUAUUUUAGAGUAUUUCAUACAAUUUUAUUCAAGUUUCAAUUUUCAUUAUCAAAUUUAUUACAUGCAAAAGUUAAAAAUUAAGCUUUGAACUAUAUGCGUAAUCAAUGAAGUAUUUACUAAUGCUUAAAAUUAUUUUUAUUCCAAAACAAAAGGGAUGUAAUAUGAUGUACAAGCUUUCCUUGUACUCUUUAUUAUGUAUUAGUAUUAACAUGUAAAAUGGGAGAUAACCCCUCCUGGCUUAUAGCAGAAUAGAGUUAUCUCCAUUUAGGAAGUUGGUUGAUUAAAGAUGGCUG